CAAAAAUCAUGGAAAAUAUUGAAAAAAAUGAUGGCCAACAACAGGAUACGAAAUCAAAUUCAUUUGUUGAACAAGAAGCACAAUAUCGUCAAAUGAUUUUAAACAAUUAUGGUGAUAAUGAUAAUAAAAUUACCUAUAAAUCAUCAAGAAAAUUAUUGGAAAGUUUUCUAAAAAUCUGUCUCAAACAACAAUUACGUGAACGUUGUCAGAAUAUUCAUCCUAACAACAACAACAACAACAAUCAUAAUAAAAUAGCACGUGAAUUACAAACCAUUCUAGUGCAUGGUGAAUCUCGAUCAAGUAUUAUACAUUUUGUUAAUGAUGCAUUAAACAGAAUUGCACAUUGUUGUACACAUAUAAUGAUUAUACAUAUAUCGAUGGAUCGAUUAAUUGAAAGUCGUCAUUCAUUGGAAAAUAUAUUUAAAGUUGCAAAUAAAAUGCAUCCAUCCAUCAUAUGUAUUGAAGAUAUUGAUCGAUUUAUGAUGAAUGAUACACAACAAUCAAAAUUAAAAGGAAAUUUUAAACGUUUAUUUAAUCAAUUUAUUGAUUUUAUAAAUAAUUUAAAACAAAAUAAUAAUAAUGAAGAUAUUAUUAUUAUUGGCCAAACAAAUCUUUUAAAUAAUUUACAUGCAAAAAUUUUAAAAUUAUUUCGUAAACAUAUUUAUGUACCAGAACCAACAAUAGAUGAACGUUAUAGAUUUUUAUUGAAUGAAAUAUCUGAACAAUAUAAUGAUCAUUGUUUAUUGAAUGAACAGGAUAUAAGAUAUUUUUCAGAAAUUACAAAAAAUUAUUCAUUUGCUGAUCUUCGAACAAUUAUUGAACAUGUUUGUAUUAAUAAUGAUAAUGGUGGUGGUGGUGGUGAUUGUGAUUUUAAUAUUGAUCAAUCAUCUAUCAAUGGUUUAACAUUGGAAAUGUUGAUGCGAUCAAAACAAAAAAUUCCACCAUCAUAAUGAAUUUUUUCUUUUGUUUGUUUCCU
This is a messenger RNA of Dermatophagoides pteronyssinus (European house dust mite), 976 nucleotides long. RefSeq lists its product as uncharacterized. Gene Ontology annotation, molecular function: ATP hydrolysis activity; ATP binding. The record is from RefSeq and is a predicted model, not a curated record. Lineage: Eukaryota; Metazoa; Arthropoda; Arachnida; Sarcoptiformes; Pyroglyphidae.